This is a messenger RNA of Racocetra fulgida, 359 nucleotides long. NCBI's taxonomy places the organism in Eukaryota, Fungi, Glomeromycota, Glomeromycetes, Diversisporales, Gigasporaceae. The record is from the annotation of a GenBank genome assembly.
CUCACGAUAUGAAGGCUCACAUCGCAUUAAAAUGUAAAGGAAAAGUGCCAAAAGUUAUUCGAGUCAAGGCGCUUUGGGACAUUCAAAAUGAGGAUGGGUUAAUGCAAUCUGGAACAUCUACCUCAAAAAAAAAAAAAUCAGGCUAUUCUAUGUUAACUAUGGAUGCAUACUACAACACAAAAGAAGCUAUUGAUAAAACUAAAGAAAAUUUUACAAAGAUAUUAAAUCUAGGGUAUAAUUCACCUAAGAGAACUACAUUAGCAACAACAAUCUUGGAUAUAGAAGCAGCGAACAUAACACUAAAAAUAAAGAAAGAACUAUUGAAAUCUAAAAAUCUGAUAUUGUGUAUAGAUAGUUGA